Papaver somniferum (opium poppy) is the source of this 1449-nucleotide messenger RNA. RefSeq names its product chlorophyll a-b binding protein of LHCII type 1-like. Bases 326 to 1138 code for a protein of 270 amino acids. Lineage: Eukaryota; Viridiplantae; Streptophyta; Magnoliopsida; Ranunculales; Papaveraceae. Gene Ontology annotation, biological process: response to light stimulus; photosynthesis, light harvesting in photosystem I. The record is from RefSeq and is a predicted model, not a curated record. The transcript has a single exon. Gene Ontology annotation, cellular component: chloroplast thylakoid membrane; plastoglobule; chloroplast envelope.
UCAUUCACUUGUGACUUGCAAAUAUUACUACUCAGGUUUACUAUUUAGAGAUAAAGGGAUCAUGCUGUUUGUCAGAUUAAUAAUGCAGAGAAAAAUCCAGGAGAGCCUAAAUUGCUUGGCUGAGAAAGGAAGAAGGAUUCUUGCACUUGUGGUGCCAUCUGAGGACCAAUAAGAACAAGGCAGAAGAUCUGCAUAGAUAGAUAUGUCUGGCCCCAUAUUGGCUUAUAAAAGAUACAUAAACUCGAUCAAUUCAGCACAUCAAACAACACACCUAAUACCUUCUUCAACAGUUCACCAGCCUUUUUUUUUUCUCUAACCAAAGCAAAUGGCAUCCAUGGCUCUCUCAUCCCCAUCAUUUGCAGGCACCGCUGUAGCUUUGAACUCGCAAUCAGAAUUUCCAACCAAUGUUAGACCCAGUAGCAUCGGAAGGAUCAUGAUGAGGAAGACAUCAGCAAAGAAGCCUGCUGCUGCUUCAGGAAGUCCAUGGUACGGUCCAGACCGUGUCAAGUACCUUGGACCCUUCUCUGGUGAGUCUCCAUCGUACCUAACUGGUGAAUUCCCUGGUGAUUAUGGCUGGGACACUACUGGACUAUCUGCAGAUCCAGAGACAUUUGCCAAGAACCGGGAACUUGAGGUAAUUCACUCGAGGUGGGCCAUGCUUGGAGCUUUGGGAUGUGUUUUCCCUGAACUUCUCUCUAGAAACGGAGUUACAUUUGGCGAACCUGUUUGGUUCAAAGCUGGUUCUCAGAUUUUCAGUGAAGGUGGACUUGACUACUUGGGAAACCCCAGCUUGGUCCAUGCGCAGAGCAUCCUAGCCAUUUGGGCAACCCAAGUUAUUCUUAUGGGUGCUGUCGAAGGUUAUAGAGUUGCCGGCGGUCCCCUAGGUGAGAUCGUCGAUCCACUUUACCCUGGAGGUAGCUUUGACCCCUUAGGACUUGCAGAGGACCCAGAGGCAUUUUCUGAGCUAAAGGUAAAGGAACUUAAGAAUGGGCGACUUGCUAUGUUCUCCAUGUUCGGAUUCUUUGUUCAGGCUAUUGUUACCGGCAAAGGUCCUCUAGAAAACCUGGCAGAUCACCUUUCUGACCCUGUAAACAACAAUGCUUGGUCCUAUGCUACCAACUUUGCACCAGGAAAGUGAGAAUAUACAUGGCAGUGAGCUAAGGUGAUAUCACUCCUGCAAGGGUGAUAGAGUUUGCUUUUCUUGUCCUUCGGCUAUGUUUAUUUUUGUACAUUCAUUUAGCUUGUGAAAUUGGGUAGCCUAUCUUGUAAAAUGUGAAACCUAAAUUUGAUCGGAAUACAACAACAAUCAUUCUUCUGUGCAAGUGCAAGAUUCUUAUUCUUCAGGAUUUGCUUCUUUUCCAUUCAGAGUGAAAGCAUGUAUGUUUUUAGCUGUGCAACCCUAUAAUUUACAUGGAGAUAAAUGGCAAGCAGUGGUGUUAAAUUGUUACU